Rhipicephalus sanguineus (brown dog tick) is the source of this 2455-nucleotide messenger RNA. Its product is annotated as cerebellar degeneration-related protein 2-like. The record is from RefSeq and is a predicted model, not a curated record. NCBI's taxonomy places the organism in Eukaryota, Metazoa, Arthropoda, Arachnida, Ixodida, Ixodidae.
GCGCCUGUGCUCAAACUGCAGGCUGCUAAACAGGCUGGACCGCUGUGAGGAGCCCGAAGAAGAGCUUUCAGAACUGGACCACUUCUCCAUGGUUCAGCUUAAGGAUGGCCUUGUGGUUUAUGGGGACCAAGACAGCUUGCCCGAGGUCGUCGACUCUCGACCUGUCGCGCAGAGCCAAGACGCUGAAAGUCAGGUGUCGCUGCUGAGCGAACUGGACGCACAGUACCGUCUCCUCAUUGACAAAUAUGAAGCCCUGUUAGAUGCACGAUGCCGGUCGUUGGGUUUGGAUGGGCCAGUCGCCGAACCUACCUGGGCCGGUACCAAGUCGACCAGUCCCGUUUCGGCCGUCAAGAAGAACGACUACCCAUCACUUUCAACGGGAAGUGAUGCAGAGUCGGCAGAAUCUGGUGAGGCCUCACUCUCCUCCGGCUUCUCAGAAGUGACGACAGAACGAGUAUUCACUGAUCAGGCUGUUCAAACUGACACAGCAUCGGCUGAGGCGAGAAGGCAGUUGGCGCUAGAUUUAACGGCAAUCAAAAACCAAGGCUGCGACGACCCUCUCGGGCAGCAUUUCUCACGCAGUCCGCCGGAAUACAAAAAGUUGUUCGCUGAGAUCUUUGCAGUACUGAAACGUACAGUGACCGACGGUGCCAUCUCGGAAAAGACCGAAUUGUCACCUGCCGCAGAAACGGCGAUAGUGGCUUCCUGUUGCAAGGUUGCUGCAGCCGCUAGGUCUUCAAGUCCCAAAGCGAGCUGCACGCCAUCACCGCGUAAGUUGAACACCCACUUGGACAUUAGCAAGCUGUGUGAUGUGGCACCAGCGCCAGCCUGCCCAACAGAGGAGGUCAAGUAUCGUCUUCCAGGUGGCAUCACGUACGCUGAAGCAGUUCGAAGAGGACGGCUUCUGCGCAAAGCGACCACGGAGCGCAGGACACCGAGGAAGUGAAAAGUGCAGGACUUUGCGGCACUGCUUCAAAAAAGAACUUGCAAGGAAGGCUGUAUUUUAAAUCUUCUCUCUUUUACGCUUACAGGGCGAGAAAUUUCAGUGAGUAGAGAAAAGAGCGCAGGACAAUAUUAUAUCUUGGUCAACCUCUGCAACGAAUCGUUUGAAAGAUUUGGCACAGGAAUGUCAGCAGAACGCUUUGUACAUAGUGUCUUCACAUGUGUUUUGAGGAUAAGUCCUUUCAAAGACGAUGUUAAAAGUAUCUUACUAUUUUAUUUGCUUAACAUGCACUUGAGCAGCUGAAAUGGAUACUGUGAACAGUUGUGUGCAAUGUUAAGAAUAUCGCUCAAACUUAUGCAUGCGUCUGUUAUUACUAAGUCAUAGCUCUUUACCUUUGUGUACUUAAAUUUUUAAGUGCUCAGCCCGCCGUAGGAACUUUGGGCAAGAAUUCUCUCCUCAUCUUACGUUCUUAACUCAAAGGAUGAAAGAUCAUUGCGCACUACAAAUAUUCUCCUCAAGUCAGCUGUAGGAAGUUCGCCUGCAAACAUAAAAACAAAGAACUUGGUUCACAAUUGCCAAUAAUUCUCAACUGGGGUGCACAAAACAGCUUAGAUGUCAGUUAUCCUUAACUUUAUUUCUCACUGCACCAGUGAUUUCUGGAAUGAUAUUAUAACUAGCAGAAACCUCUGUAGUUUUUGCACUCUGUUUUCUUCAGGCAUUUAUGAUUACUUUUCUUACUUUUCCUGUUGUUUUUGUCUGCAUUGUGCUUUGGUUGUCACUUUUGCAUUUCUUGUCCCCAUAAAUUUACAAAAUAAGCGAUACUGCAUGACGACUAUGACACUCCUUCAUUUAUCAGUGGUAACAACCAUAUUUAAGUGAAAGGUUUGUGGGCAGCUCGUUUCAAUUAGUACUGCCAUUUGACUUGCCUGCUAAAUGUAUCGAAGUCGGAAGCACUCGUUUACAUGAGUCUGGGGAAUCUUUUGUGGCAUAGCUGCAAUACCUUCCAUGUUGGUUUUCAAUUAUGAAAAUCUAUUACUAGCAUGUUAUGAUUGUUAAUGUCUUAGGCAUUAGCAAUUUUAUUCUUAACAAAUUGAUUGUUAUUACCAAAGGCAUCAGCAAUCAGAACAUCAUAGACAAAACAAAGUACCAGAUGUAGUAGUAUGUGGCCAACACAUUUGUUACGUUUUUUACCAUGUUUGAGACACUGGUUGCUGUUUAUGUACAUAAAGCAGAAAAGACCGGGAAUGUUCAUGGAAACAACAAUGGGAACAUGUAUGUGUAAAUAGAACAGGUUCGUGAAUGCUUUUGAAAAGUCCCAGAGUGCCAACGCAGGAUGCCAAGUGUGCUUUUGUUUGAUGCAAAGUUGUAAUAUGCACAGUAUAUCGAAGUUCUGCUUUGUCAAUGUUUCGAAGCAUAUCCACCUUAUUUUUAAGGUGCAGGAAUCAGUAUUGUACAAACACAUGUAAACCUUGUAAAUCUCUAAAAUAAAGCUAUAUGAGAUUUUAAUUUACA